AUGCCGGCUCUUUCCUCGCUCCUUUUCCUCUCGGUCCUGUUUCUCGCUGCCCUCGUCUCCGCAGCUGACUUGUACAAAGCACUCGAAUUAUCCCGGCAAGCAACCGAGCAGGAUAUACGCUCCGCAUACAAGCGCCUGAGUAAAAAGUAUCAUCCGGAUAAGAACAAGGAGGCGGGGGCAGAGGAUAAGUUCGUGGACAUUGCUCAUGCAUAUGAGGUACUUUCCGACAAGACGAAACGUCAAAUAUACGAUCGCCAUGGAGAAGAAGGUCUCAAAGCACAUGAAGGCGGUCAGACCCACUUCCAGAACCCCUUCGAUAUGUUCUCGAGCUUCUUUGGUGGCGUCGCUCAGCAACAACAGACACGCAGGGGACCCACGGCCGUGAUGGACUUCGAGGUUUCUCUGGCUGAUAUGUACAAGGGUGCAAGCGUCGACUUUAUGUUAAAAAAGAACAUCCUUUGCGAUCACUGUCGUGGGUCUGGUGCGGCCUCGUCGGACGACGUGCACACCUGCUCUGGCUGCGGUGGGACGGGCCUCAAAUUGUCGAAGCAACAAAUCUUCCCGGGCAUGUACGCACAGACGCAAAGCACGUGUAAUGAAUGUGGCGGUCGCGGUACUGUCAUCGCUAAGCCCUGCCCACACUGCUCUGGGCAGAAGGUCGUCGAGCACACCGCGCACCUCGUACUUGAGGUUGAGCGGGGAAUGCCCGAAGGCUACGAGGUCGUCUUCGAGGGAGAAAGCGACGAGAGUCCAGAUUGGGAGGCCGGUGACAUUAUCCUACGAGUGAAGAGCUUGAAGGAGAAGGGCGGCUGGAGACGCAAGGAGUCGAGUCUGUACUGGAAGGAGAUAAUCGGCGUGGAUGAGGCGCUCCUCGGCUUCGAGCGGAACCUGACGCACCUUGACGGACAUAUUGUUGAACUCAAGCGGCGCGGAGUCACGCAACCGGGCUUCGUGCAGACGAUUGCUGGCGAGGGCAUGCCACAACAUGGGCGCGGAACGUUCGGCGACCUCUUCAUUGAGUACAGCGUUGUCCUCCCUACCGAACUCGGAGAGAGUACGAAGCGGAAACUCGCUGAGGCGUUCUAUGGGAGUGCGAACGGGCAUGACGAGCUAUAG
Messenger RNA from Coniophora puteana RWD-64-598 SS2, 1116 nucleotides. RefSeq names its product DnaJ-domain-containing protein. The record is from RefSeq and is a predicted model, not a curated record. Bases 1 to 1116 code for a protein of 371 amino acids. Gene Ontology annotation, biological process: protein refolding. Gene Ontology annotation, cellular component: cytoplasm. Gene Ontology annotation, molecular function: Hsp70 protein binding. The transcript has 9 exons. Lineage: Eukaryota; Fungi; Basidiomycota; Agaricomycetes; Boletales; Coniophoraceae.